GUCCCGAGAAGAGGGAGUUGAACUGAGUUUAGAUCCAAAGCAUCUGAUAUUCAUCCACCAUCAAACAAAACCCGAAUCAAAUGUAGUUAAAAACCCUUGGCCAAAAGACAAAUAUUAUGAUCACGCAUAAUCUAUCACACGAUCCUACGCGUGAUGAAUAAUCAAGAAUUCAUUUGGUGCUCCAUAAAGUCGUGACCCAUUGGUAAUGGUGGUUAAUAAUGAUAAUGUCCACAUCAUUAGUUUCUUCAACUCCCUCUCUUCCGUUAUCUUAUUUCUCUGCAUGCACGCACACACAACCCAAAUUCUGAAAAAUACAAAAACAAAAACCCCAUUUUUACCAAUGAAAAUCCCUUCAUUCACGUUUCCCUUUGUUGUCCCCUUCGCCCCAAACAAAACAUACACAACGCGCUUUCUUUCUCUCUACUUUUCUUUCUCGCUCUAACCGUUAACGAAGAAAAGUGAUAAUUGCUUGCCACUUUGUUUGGCAUCAGAUUCUUUCGGAAGUUUCCAUUUUGAGCAUCUGGGCACCUCUUUCUCCCGCUUUUCCUACGAUUCCCCCAUCUGGGUCGGUCUCGUUUUGCUCACUUUCAUUCGCCCCCACUUCCCCUGAUUCGAGAAAAUUGAACAAUUGGGGUGUGAAAUGGUUCUUUUUUUCGCUUUGAUUCUCCUCGGGUUUCUUCUUGGGGUGGUGGCGGUUGUGGCUGCCGAAGCUCUUGGGUUUUUGUGGGUAAUAAAACGAUUGCAAAGCAAGAUCAGCAAAGACCAAGCGAAAAUCGCGUCGAAAACGCAACUGGGUGGUGCUCAAAGUGAUCAUCCCCAACAACAAUUGCUAAAAAAGGAGGGUGUGGUUUGGGUUUUGGAGCCUGAUAAGGUUUCAAAAUUUUGGGUGGAGAAACAGUCAAAGGAGCAGAAGAGGAAGAAAGAAGUGUUGGAGGUGACUCCUGUUAGGAAGUAUGGGAAAAUCAAUGGGCAAUCACUUGUGCUUACAGACACUGAUGGCUUUCACACCACCAUUCAGCUUAAGGGAUGCUUAGUGGAAGCUGUUUCAGCUACAAGUCUUCCUUCAAAAAAAUGGGCAAAAAAAUUCCCCAUCAAAGUGGAAGCCAAGACCUCUGUGAUCUACCAUGCAAGCAAAACUUUUUACAUAUAUCUUGAGACUGCAUGCGAUAAAGAAGCAUGGUGUAAGGCCCUCCGUCUGGCUUCUUCUGAUAAAAAAGAAAAGCAUGAGUGGUUUGCCCAGUUGCAAGAUGGGUUUCAUAGCUAUUUGUCAUCAUUAAAUACUGAACAUCACUCCCUUGCGAAACCAUCGGUAGGAUCAAGUGCUGAGGCAAUAGAAAGGGCUAGUAAGCCUGAUGGUAGUUCCUCAAAGGUUCGUCAAUUUUUGAAAAAACUUACAAAAAAAAGUUCCCGAGUUGGUGUGGAAAAUAAAUCAGCUUGGACUUCAUUAUCAGGCCGUGAAGAAAGAAAGCACACUGAGAAGCUUCAUGCUUGUCAAGAUGCAGUUUUAACCACUGGUUUGAUGAAAUCUGCUGCAGCAGCAAACCAUCUGAAAAGUCCCCUGUUAGACAAUGCUGCACAAUCAUUUUCAACCUUAUCUCAUUCAGGAAGCCAGAGUCAAUUCUCUGUCAGUUCUGAUGCUGAUGCCGAUGAAAAGCCAGGUAUUGAUGAAGGAACAUUAUGUUGGAAUUUGUUGGUUUCCCGACUCUUUUUUGAUGUCAAAGGAAAUGUACAAAUGAAGAAGUCCAUCCAUGAAAGGAUUCAGAGGACAUUGGCAAAUAUGAGAACUCCCAGUUAUGUAGGGGAAGUAAUCUGUACAGACAUCAACAUGGGGAAUGUUCCACCCCAUAUCAUUCGAAUGAGGGUUCUUCCAAUGGAAAUGAGUGAGGUGUGUGCCUUAGAGGUUGACAUUGAAUAUGCUGGUGGUGCAUUAUUAGAGAUUGAAACAAGGCUUGAAGUACGUGAACCAGAGCAUGAAAGGGGGACAGAGGACUCAAAUCCAGAGUCGAGCAAUGUUGGUGCUGUGCCAUCAGAUCUUCUUGAAGGAUUUGAAUGUUUGGGUGAGCAAUUGAAUCUUGCAGAAGGGAUGAAUGAUUUACAGGAGCCAAAAGGAGAUGGUGAGUGGAACAUUGAUAUGUCUAAGAGCUUUAAGCACAGUACAUCUUCCUCAACUCAAGGAUCAAGAUGGAAGUCUAUGUUAAAUUCUGUUGCCAAGCAAGUUUCACAGGUUCCUCUCUCUUUGGCAAUAAGAGUAGCGUCCCUCAAAGGGACAUUGCGUUUGCAGAUAAAGCCACCUCCCUCUGACCAAUUGUGGUUUGGUUUCACAUUUAUGCCUGAUAUAGAAUUCAGCUUGGAAUCAUUUGUUGGAGAACACAGGAUAACUAAUUCACACAUAGCUUUGUUCCUGGUCAGUCGACUCAAGGCAGUAAUCCGGGAAACUUUAGUGCUCCCAAAUUGUGAAAGCAUAUGCAUUCCAUGGAUGCUAGCUGAAAAGGAUGAUUGGGUUCCUAGGAAUGUUGCUCCGUUCAUAUGGGUCCACCCAGAAUUGGGGAACGAGACUUCAACCUCAGUUGAUACCAAUAAUCAAGCUUGUGGUGGAUUAAAAGCCAGUGCUAGCACCUUAAGUGAUGAUGGUCCAGAACUCAAACAACAUAAACCACCAAAGUGUCCCAAAUCUAGUCAGGAACCAGCUAGGAAAUCAGAUUCUGUGGCACUCACACCAAUUUCCUCUAGUUCAGUAACAUUAAGGAGCAGCAAAAGUUCAGAAGAACUGACAAGACCUUUGUUAGAGAAUGACAAACCACCAGAAACUAGAGAUUUGCAAGAACUUAGAACUACUUCAUUGCAGAAUGACAAUACUAAUGAAGCUAGUGAAGCUAGUGAAGAGAAGAUGGGAGAUAUUUCUGUGAGUGAAUCACCUCCCCGAAAUGUGGUGCUGGAUAAACAACAUCGUUCAAUUGAACGGGAUGAUUCAAGGCCAAAGAAAAUUGGGAGAAGGGAAAAAAUUCUGGAUUUGAAAAAGAGGGUGAGUGAGAAAUUGGAAGAACAGAAGCGUAACUUUGAAGAAAAGAGUAGGCACAUUGUCGAGAAGAUGAGAGGACCAUGAGAAAUAUAAACAAAGUAAAUGUCAGAAUGCUUACAUAUUUGUUACUGAUUUUUUUACUAUGUCAGAGAUUAGUAUCAUUCAUAAAUAAGAAUGUGGGGUAUUAGGUAUUGUUUCAUUGAUGACUUGUAUAUUUUUUAGGGGCUUAGAAGAUCAUAUGGAACUAGAUACAUCACAGAAAAUACUUUCAUUGCAUUCCACGGGAGUUCCACAACACUGACGUAAUCCACUUGUACAUUUGCAAUUGCCACAGGGUAUAAUAGAAAACUCAUUUAAUCGAUGAGUACAAAUAAUCUCGUGACAGAGAAAUGAUAUACAGAUGUAUAGUUGCUCUCAUUUUGAGGAAUAUUUCGUUUCAUUAUUUUGCAUACUUUCAUUUCUAUUAAUGCCUUUGUUAACUA
Molecule: messenger RNA, 3501 nt
Organism: Glycine soja
Lineage: Eukaryota; Viridiplantae; Streptophyta; Magnoliopsida; Fabales; Fabaceae
Exons: 7
Coding region: 641-3103 (820 amino acids)
Cellular component (GO): endoplasmic reticulum
Molecular function (GO): lipid binding
Source: RefSeq, a predicted model, not a curated record